UGUAGACCUGUUUUAAUUGGCUCGUAAUCUGUAUUUUCGACAUUUUGGACAGCACGUGAAGGCAGCAGUGUUACCUCGGCGGGCGGCCUCUCCUCCUCGUGCCUGCAGCCGUCUUUCUAUUGGUCGGUACACACACACACACACACACACACACACUCCACAGAGCCGGUGCGCGCUACUCCCGCCGCAGUGUGCAUGUGCUUCAGAGUCUUCCCGAUCCUACAGCACGCGCAUACCUGCAGCCUCCUGUCGUACAGCGCACAUUUAGACCGUUUGCACGUGAAAUGUCACGCUGUCACAUCAUAUUCUUAUAAUAUGAUGAGCUAUUAAACUUGCCAUACGGCACCCUAUGAUGCAUCCUUUGAAAUAAUACGAUAAAUCUAACGCUUUAGGUUCACGACACAUAAAGAGCCACCUGUCCGGGAAUGUAGCGGACACCGUCCGCUCCUGGGCUCCUGGGCUCGCGAGAACUCCCUUCCCUUCCUUGUUGACUGCAUGGCGCUCUGGCAACGAGAUCCCAUUAUGCUGUUGGCCAGCCAUCAUGGUCCUGCCUGAGGGGCGACAGGACUUGUCAAAGUGCAUGAGGUCAGCACCCAGACAAGAUGGGGACAGAGAGUUACACUCAGCAGCUCCAGCUGGAGACAAGUGAUGGGGCUGGUACGAUGGGUAGCAUCACCAGGGUGGAAGGGCCAAUAGGAGAAAGUGUUGACACUGGGUGGCACAUGCCAUAUCCUGUCGGUUUCCAGGUGUCACUUACCUGCUUUCUCUUACUGGAGCUGGUGCUGGGCUUUAGCAGUAACCUGACAGUGCUAGUGCUUUACUGCUCCCAGUCCAGCCUGGUCGAUUCUGUGAGUAACAUGGUAACGGUCAACCUACAUGUCCUAGACAUUGUUGUGUGUGUGCUCUGUGUGCCAUUAACAAUUGUUGUUGUGCUGCUGCCGACGGGUCGCAACCUGGAACUUAUCUGCUGCUUCCAUGAAGCUUGUGUCACAUUUGCAAGCAUCUCCACAGCCAUUAAUGUACUAGUCAUCAGUUUGGAUCGCUAUGACAUCUCUGUGCGGCCUGCUAACCGGUUCCUCACUCCACGAUGGGCAGCGCUCCUGUUGGCUGCUGUAUGGGCCGUGUCUCUUGCAGUUUUCUUUAUCCCAUUCAUAGAGGUGGACUUUUUCUCAUCAGAGCCAGAGAAUGGGUUGGCGAGCAGCACCUUGGCACCAGUUUGGCGUAACAGGACACUACUUUGUGUGGGAGGACAAGGUUAUUACUCAGCCCUCGGAAUGUACUACCACAUCAUACUGCAGGUGCCCAUUUUCUUUGUAACAGUAGUGGUCAUGCUCUUUACUUAUUCAAGAAUUCUUCGAGCACUCAACAUUCGUAUUGGAUCGCAUAUGAGGAGAAGUCAGCGUCGUAGCGGAACAACCUGUAGAGUGCGAAAGAGGAGACAGAAAAAAAAGGGGGGCUCAGCAGAUAUUGAGGGAGGAGCCCAAGCAACUAACCAGACCAAGCAACUGACACAUCCUCCGCUUAUCUCCUCUCCAGUUCCAACCCCAACAGCAACCUCACCUCCACCUCUGUCCUCCACCCCACUGGUUAGUGCCAGCACUGUGACACCACCUGCUCCAGCCGUAGGUGUUCAGGCUUCGGUUUCAGCUAUCAUUGCUCUUCGCAGAGCAGUAAGGCGGCACAGAGAUAGGCGAGAGCGUCAGCGACGGGUCUUUAGGAUGUCCCUCAUUAUUAUAUGCAGCUUCUUAGGCUGUUGGGCACCUAUAUCUGUGGCAAACAUUCUCAUCCUGUCUCUAGGUCCCAGUGAUGCUCUUGUUCGAGUGCGGCUGUGGUUUUUGGCCAUGGCCUAUGGCACCACCAUAUCUCAUCCAAUGCUGUAUGCCUUCACAAGGCAGAAGCUCCGCCGGGCUCUCAGGGCCAAAGUAAAGAAGAGGGUGGUGUCCUUGCUACAAGUGGACCCUUCCCCAGGUGGAACUGUCAUCCACAAUUCCUGGGUAGAGCCAAGACAGGGACGUAAGUUUCGUUUAGAAGGCAGUGAUGCUACAGAUCGGUGUCUAACAGAACCACUUUAAAAUCAAGCAUCAAGAACAUUGGUUCGUAUAUUCGUCCAGUAAUGACAGAACAUCAAGAAAAGAAAUUGUGUUGUGACCUUAUUAGGCAGAGUUUAAAGUGGGCUGCCCCUAUUAAAUAAAGAGGUCACAAUGAACACAAUCAGUGGACUAAUAAUCAGUGGGUUCUUUGCAAGUUUGUGCAGAU
Messenger RNA from Tachysurus vachellii, 2256 nucleotides. RefSeq names its product G-protein coupled receptor 22-like. The record is from RefSeq and is a predicted model, not a curated record. The coding region runs from base 603 to 2072 and encodes 489 amino acids. Lineage: Eukaryota; Metazoa; Chordata; Actinopteri; Siluriformes; Bagridae. Gene Ontology annotation, molecular function: peptide binding; G protein-coupled receptor activity. The transcript has 2 exons. Gene Ontology annotation, biological process: G protein-coupled receptor signaling pathway. Gene Ontology annotation, cellular component: membrane.